Molecule: messenger RNA, 1919 nt
Organism: Sarcophilus harrisii (Tasmanian devil)
Lineage: Eukaryota; Metazoa; Chordata; Mammalia; Dasyuromorphia; Dasyuridae
Gene: C1RL
Product: complement C1r subcomponent like
Exons: 6
Coding region: 347-1438 (363 amino acids)
Biological process (GO): zymogen activation
Cellular component (GO): blood microparticle
Molecular function (GO): serine-type endopeptidase activity
Source: RefSeq, a predicted model, not a curated record
UAGUCCUAGCCUGGCCCCACCUACUCUUCCAUUGCCAGAGACGAAUAAAUUCACUUGCUGGGCCUACGGAGCACUCACGGGAAGCCUGUCUUAUAGCCUGGAUUUACCAGAUAGUAGGACUACCAGUUAAAGCGUUUACCCAAAGACAAGUGACAAGAAACUGAACUUAAACCUCAACUCCAAAGAUGCUGCAGGACCUGGACACCUAUGUCUGGUUAGGAUUCAGUUGAUGAGAAAAUUUCUCAGAAGAGUCAAUUGGACCCACAUGAUCCAAUUUAGUGGAGAACUGGAAUUUGUUUGAGGGAAUUAUCUCAAUCACAGGAAUUUUGCACCCUGGCAGAAGAAAAUGAAGUUGUCUUUCUACACAGUCUUCUCCAACCUGGAAAAUUGGACUGCCAUCUUCUUCAAGGGUUUCCUGGUCUACUAUCAAGUUGUGGUCAUGACUUGCAGCUCUCCCCAAAACCUGUCCUGUUGUGGUUUUGAGAAUGUUACUGAGUCUGGAGAAGAUACCUACCAAGAUAAGAUCUCUUUCCCAUGCCAUGAGCCAUAUUACAAGAUAGUACCUGCCAUGGACAGUAGCCACCCUUUACCUGAAAUUUCCAACGAUUCAACCCAGGGCAUCUGGAAAGAUAGAAAGGGAAAUGGGAAGAUUCCUCAGUGUUCACCUGUGUGUGGACAACCAUCCAUACCUAUUGACCAGGAUCAGGGGGCCCUGGAUACAUCCAAAGCAAAGCUGGGAAACUUUCCAUGGCAGGCACUCACCAUCAUUUAUGGACGUGGAGGAGGAGCUUUACUUGGGGAUCGCUGGAUCCUCACAGCUGCCCAUACUAUCUACCCCAAGGACAGCUUCUCCCAAAAGAACCAAACUGUGGAAGUUUUUCUAGGACACACAGACCUAGAGGAAAUCAUAAGGCUGGGGACUCACUCUGUCCGAAGGGUCAUUGUACACCCAGACUAUCGUCAAGAAGAGCCAAACAACUUUGAGGGUGACAUCGCACUAUUGGAAUUAGAGAACAGAGUCUCCUUGAGCCCCAACAUCCUUCCCAUCUGUUUGCCAGACAGUGAGACUCUCUAUAAUAGUGGCUUGAUAGGCUAUGUCAGUGGCUUUGGUAUGGAAAGAGGCCGACUGGUUAGCCAGCUGAAAUAUGUGCGACUGCCCAUUGCCAAGCGAGAGGCUUGUGAGAAUUGGCUUCUGGAGAAAAAUAGAACUGAGGUAUUUUCUUCAAACAUGUUCUGUGCUGGAGAUAGGACCCUAAAGCAAGAUGCCUGCCAGGGGGACAGUGGAGGAGUCUUUGCUGUGUGGGACAAUACUACAGAGCGCUGGAUGGCCACAGGCAUUGUGUCCUGGGGCAUUGACUGUGGAAAAGGUUUUGGCUUCUACAGCAAGGUCCUCAAUUACAUGGACUGGCUCAAAGGAAUAAUGGAAGGGGAGGCCUGAGACUCUAAGUUUGCUCUAGUCUUGACUCAAAAAUCACCAUAGGUUUGAGGUUAUCAAAGUGUGGUUUCAGGGAGUCCUCAAAGUCAAAACUAUUUUCAUAAAAAUACUAAGUCAUUUGAAUUCUAAUAUGCAAAUAUCAAUAAAUAUAACCUACAUAAAAUUAUUUGAGGGUCUCAAUAAUUUUUAAGGUGCUAAGACCAAAAACUUUGAGAACCACUGCUAUUAGGGGCGGAAAAAUGACUCUUUAAAUAAUAAUUGCUUCCCAAGCAGCAUCCACAUUAAAAAUAACUGAUAUACUCAAAGGUGUAAAAUAAGUUAUCUUCUCUGUCUCCAUCCACCUCCUGAAGUGAAUAGUAUUUUAUAGCCACUUUCUCUCAAUAGUUUGUCUGUCUACUGGUUUCUGUAAUUGCCUGUGGGGCCUCCAUCAAGGGCACUCCCCACAUUAGAGAAGGUCACUAUUUGACACAGAUUUAUAAAUAUA